Messenger RNA from Austrofundulus limnaeus, 1607 nucleotides. Its product is annotated as suppressor of cytokine signaling 1. Bases 501 to 1238 code for a protein of 245 amino acids. Gene Ontology annotation, molecular function: 1-phosphatidylinositol-3-kinase regulator activity. NCBI's taxonomy places the organism in Eukaryota, Metazoa, Chordata, Actinopteri, Cyprinodontiformes, Rivulidae. The record is from RefSeq and is a predicted model, not a curated record. Gene Ontology annotation, cellular component: phosphatidylinositol 3-kinase complex. Gene Ontology annotation, biological process: phosphatidylinositol phosphate biosynthetic process. The transcript has 5 exons.
ACAACUCUUCAUUCAUCACUUGAAACAAACACCAGAGAGUUGCUGCCGGCACAUCACGUGACUUCUGGGAAUCAGCGCGCGGAGAAAGAGAAAGUGAAAGCAUCUGGAACACCUGAUCGGAGUGAGUUUGCGGUUUUAUGGCUUUGCUCCACCCUUCAGACAUGUUUCUGUUUUUUUUUUGUAUAACCGAAAUGAUGAGAAGUCGCUGCAGACUUUGUGCAGAAGAGGAGCCGAACCUGGACCUGAACCUAGACUCGGAUCUGGACCUGUUGCCUUCUCAACUCAAAUGAGAAAGAGCAGCUAGCCUCCGCUCACAUCCUGGUACUUCCUGGUGGUCGCAGCACAUCUCUGUUCAAAUCUACACGACAUGGAGUCUGAAAGAAGACCAGCCUCAGCCCAAUGAUCGAGCGGAGAGGGAUCAGUGAUGGAGGAGAGCCUGCCUGUGAGAAGAGAAGGAACGGGUGCCACGAGCGCUCACGGAGAGGUUUCUCCUUUCUAGGAUGGUCAGAGACGGUCUGGACAGAACAAUAGUGAAAAACCAAAAACAGGACAGCGCAGUCGAGGAGCAGAACCAGAACCAAAUCUUGGAAGAUCCAGCAGUGCCGGAGCCACCACUGAGCACGGAGGAAGUUAAAGCACAGAGUCAAGAGCCUUCGGGGAAGAAGCUGAACUUUCUGCUCUGGAGCAAAGUGAGCCGUGGGGAGGACUCGGACUCCUGGAGCCCGCCUCUGACCGGAGCCAACGCCGACAGCUGGCCCACGCACCUCCAGCCGUUUAGCAGCGAAGAAGAGUUUGAGCUGGUGAAACACACCUACCAGCAGCUCCAUCACAGCGGUUAUUACUGGGGACCGAUGACCAUGGAGGAGGCGCACGAACUACUCUCGCACACAUCUCAGGGUACUUUUCUCCUCAGGGACAGCGGUCAGGUGGACGUCUUCUUCACGCUGAGCUAUCAGAGCGAAGACGGCCCGACGAGCGUCCGCAUCCAGCUGCAGGACCUGCUCUUCAGCCUGUACGGCAGCCACAGGACUUUUGCCUCGCUCUUCGCUCUGCUGGCGUUUUACACCGGCGCUUCCUGUAAGCUGACGGAGCCGUAYCGCACGCAGCGCCCGGAGCGCCUGAAGCAGCUGUGCAGGAGAGCGUUUGUGCGCACGUACGGAGCAGAACAUGUAGACACCUUCCCUGGACUCAGCACUCAGCUUAAAGCCUAUGUCUGCGCGUACCCUCACAGUAUAUAGGCCAACCUGUGGACACAGUGCUUUUUUUUUGUUUGUUUAAAAAAUAACUAUAUAUUUUUGUGUUUUACUAUAAACACACAUUUUUUUUAAAAUGCAAUGUGACAUGCAGCUUAUAUUUUCUUGGAGAGUGUUUUUGUAUUGUUUAUAAUGAUCACAGUUGAAUGUUAUACAUGCACAGAACUGAAAUGAAUCAAAACAAAGUAAAAAUAUGAGAACAUUUUGCUGAAAUAUUGUAAAUUUGGUUACUGGUGAGUUUUAGACAAAUUAAACAUUUCCUGGUUGUAAUGGAUUUAUUAUCUAUUUAUUUGAAAACAAUACAAAACUUUUUAAGGCUACAUAGAAAAAGCAUAUACUAUUAUCAAUUAAAAG